AUGUUUGAUUUUUUGAAGAAUUUGUCACAAUCAUCGAACUAUGUAGAUAAGGGGACGCAAGAAUCUUUACAAGACGCCGUGGGAAACCUUUCUCAAGCAUCACAUGUUAAAGGCUUUGAUCCCUCACAAAAAAUCAAGGACGACGAACCAGCAGAAUGGAUUACUCCACUGUCUUCAUUUAAGCCUCCGAAUUGGAAACCACCAACUCUGAAAGAUGAGGAAUUACUUGAGGACCGGGUGCAUGACAUUGAUCACUCACUAGUGUUUGUCCCUGAGGAUGCAUGGGCCAAAAUAAUUGAGUGGUCCUCAACUUCCAAGGAACUGAAAAUUGGACCUUCUAUGUUAACAAGUGUGUUAGCAGCACGCGUCAUGGGACCUACAGAAUGGCUUUUGAAUCACGAAAUUGAUGCUAUGAUGUACUUAUUCACUGAGAGGACUACUUUGCGACGAUGGGAACCAACAAAAGUAGCAUUCAUGAGCUGCAUGUUCAGUAAUCAAAUGAAGACCUCUUUCGAAGAGUUUCGGAAGGACAAGAAGAAAUUCAAAGUAUCAGAAUUGCUUCACCGGUACGGCAUUGGUGAACUUCCACCACACGGACGAACAGGACUGAUGUGGGAUCUUGACGUCACACGCAUGUAUGUGCCUCUUAAUGUCGGUAAACACUGGAUCUCUAUGUGUGUCAACUUUGUUUCUCGGUCGAUAGAGGUCUUUGACUGUGAGGGAUUGAAAUACAACAAGGAAGUAGAGCCAUUUGCCAUUCUCAUCCCUAGAAUUGUCAAAUGUGUUCACUCUUCAAAGAGUCGGCAGCAACUCACGGUCAAGCAGUAUACUGUCAGUUACGCCCCAAUGCCCUACUUACUAAACAAGAGUAGCAGUGAUUGUGGAGUAUAUGCCUUGAAGCACAUUGAAUGUCAUCUUCUAGGCUUGGACUUCUCUCUGGUGAAUGACAGCAACAUUCGAGAAGCGCGCCAAAAGAUUGUUUACGACCUAUGGGAAGCUGCCAAUGAUCCUGAACUUAUUUUGAGAAUGGCACAAUACAUUCCACCGAAGUUGAUCACAAAUCCUCUAGUGGAACUUGAUUGAAGUAGCUUUCGUUUAUUACUUGUUAAGGAAUAGAUUGGUAUUGGCUCUCUUAUUUGACUCUUGACUUUGAUUCUUGUAGUUACUCUUUAGUUUUUACUUUAUUUGAAAUAUUUAGUUGCUUGAUUUAACUGUUGUGACAAACCAUUUGAACCCCUAUCUAUGCCCUAAAAAUUCAUAUCAAUUUCUAAUCUCGAGAUCGGACUAUUGCUUGAUUUUACU
Molecule: messenger RNA, 1302 nt
Organism: Brassica napus (rape)
Lineage: Eukaryota; Viridiplantae; Streptophyta; Magnoliopsida; Brassicales; Brassicaceae
Exons: 3
Coding region: 1-1083 (360 amino acids)
Biological process (GO): protein desumoylation
Cellular component (GO): nucleus
Molecular function (GO): deSUMOylase activity
Source: RefSeq, a predicted model, not a curated record